GUUGAACGGGCGCACAAUGUGGUUACACAGGCAGACAUGUGCAUGAAGAAUGAUACGAAUACAUAUUUCUAGCAAAAUAUCUCUAAUAUUUGGUCACACGCGAUAUGUUUUAGGUCCAGAAUUAUGGGGCAUUUCUGGGACUACGCUUAUUUAUCUAUAUGGAAAGUAAUUACAGGCAAUGGCUAAUAUACAAUGAGGAAAGUUCUUCAAAAAAUAAGUAUUUAUCUAAUCAACUGAAUAGAACUUAAGUACAUUGAAACUUUGGACUGACGCCUUGUUUCUGACGCGUAAGUAAUUGCGUUACUGUAUUUUUUGUAGGUUAUUAAAAUCAGUAAAUGAAUUUAUACUUAAGUAUGUACUUAUCAUUUAUUUCUUCGCUGUCAACUAUUGUCUGACUAGAAUUAAAUCUUAACCUGAUCACCGUGUAGCUGUAAAUUUUUUACCUAAUAACUUCCAUAAUAAAUUCCAUAGCUGUUGAACGCACGUAUUUGAUGAUAUUUAUGCAAUAAGUAUGCAUACAUAAAAAAUUAAUACAUCGACCUAGUGCUAAAUAUAAAAUUAAAUGCUUCACUUUCAUAAGGACCUGGUGGAAUGGGUAUCUGGCCGAUAAAUAUAUUGAAUUUCUGCUACUCAUGUAUGGUUCAGAGACUGAUAUUUUAUUCAUUUAAGAGCCUUUUUGGUGGGUAUGACAAGUUGAAAAUAGGGUCAUGACGUCAAAUAAAUUAGAAGAUUUUAUAUAUAUUUAGACUGAUCCUCCUGGCAAUUAAUAUGCAUUUACAUACGUAUGUAAUAGUAGGUAAUUAAAAUCGAGCGAAAACUCCCAUCGCAUAUCGCAUAAUUGAAACGUGUAUUAUCAAAUUCAUUAUUUUUAAGUGUACAUAAUUUAAUUCAAAUUAAGAAUGUAGUGCAGUUCAUAAUACUCAUAAUUUAAAACAGUAUACCACAUUUUCAACCAAAACAAUUUAUUUACAUCUGAUCUGAUUCACUCAUCAAUCAUGAAAGCAUGUAAAAAAGAAACUAAGAAACCAAAUCCGGAAAAAUGUAGUAAAUUCUGCAUCCUUUGUACUAGAAUGACACAAUCCAGUGUGACCUAGGUUAAUAAAAAUAUCUGCAUAAAUUACACUAUUUUUGCUGGGUCACUUUACUUUAUUUAUCCAUUUGCGGUUUGGCGAAUUUGAACUUUGCAUACUUACUAAUAUAAUUUUACUACUUUUUGUAGUGUGUUGCACAUUUUAUCGACUGAAGUGUGACUAAUAAAUACGUUGCAUUUAUUUGCAAAAACAUUUUGCAUCAUGGAAUUUAAGAAAACCACCGAACUAAUCCAACCGCAAGACAGUCUUGAAUUUCAUUUAUUCUUGCAAAUUGUAUCCCCGUUUGAACCAAAUAACAACUCCUGCUUUAGCCAAAUAAAUUCGUAUUUCGUUGGUUAAUUAUAAUAGCAAAAUAUGGAAAACUCUUCAGUGAAAGUGAUAAUAUGAUAUUACACAUUUAAAAUUAGGUGUCAAAUGUACUUAUAUUCAAGAGCAUGAUACCGUUUGAUAACUGCACCUUAAAAAACGACGAGAUUAAUCAGCCAAAUCGCUUAAAAUGUUCAAAUCCUACACCCAACACAAUUCCAUGGCUUCUCCCGAUGGAGUGGAUCGAACCCGGAAAAUCUACUAUUCUGGGAGGAAACAAGUUCGUCUUUUAUGCCAUCCACACCACCGGACUAAUAAUAAUUCUCAUCUCCAUCACGGCCUCGCUCUCCGUGAUGUUAAAUGUCUAUCAGAAUUUUAAUAGGAAAAAGAAGUCUGAUUUCUCGGACAGAUUUCCACUUUACAUCUCCAUUUGCGACUUGCUCUGGGGAGUAUCAAACUUACUCGGGGAUCAUGUCGUGCUCAUGAUUUACCAAGUAUUUCCAUCCAAAGGGAUCGCAACGCUGCUGGCAGUGAACCUUUUCUUCUUUUUCGGCUAUCAGCAACUCAUGAAUGCUGGACUGACAUUGUCGACCUAUUUGAAAGUCGUCAAACACGUCACCCUUCAAUUUGGUUAUUUAGAGUGGCGACUUCACACGGCCGUGUUUCUCAUUCUAAUUUCACAAAUUGGAAUGUACUGUUAUCUGGAAGCUUUUGGAAAUGGUGGAUUUUGGUUUCUCAUCGACCUGAAAACUGGAUGGGGAAUUUUUUUCGGUGCUGCCGUCUGUGCGACCUGCACUGCCCACGCAACCCUGACCUUGGUAGCAUAUCGUGCCAUUCAAAACGUGAUUAGCGACCACAAGCGUCUAUUUGGUACGUACGUCGAACCACUCCCACCAAAAUAUAGUGACGAUGAGAACAAGUUCCCAAAUUCGGUGCGGAUAAAUAGUUACAUUCAUCAAACGACGUACUCAACAGCGACGAAUUGCUUGACCACGUUUAUCUAUAUUUCAAUUUGUCUCUACUUUCCAUUGGCGUUCAUUGUGUGGGCGGGGUGGACGUUUGCUUAUUUCGGAUAUAUCGAGCCAUUCUGUGCCCUUGGGGUUAUUAUUAGUGCAAAUUCAGGGGGCUGGGUCAACGCCUGGGGGUAUUUUCAUAAUAGGAAACUUAAAGAGAGAAGAAAGACUUUGGUGAGGAAUACUUUGCGACCUAAUAAUUCAAGUAGUUCGAAUGUAUAAUUUGUACUGGUAGUAAUUGAUUAUUAAUAUUUAAUUAGAGUUGUUAAGUAAUUGAAAUAACUUGAAGUUUAAUAAAUCAAAUGAACUAAAAGGUGAAAGCAAA
Folsomia candida is the source of this 2735-nucleotide messenger RNA. RefSeq lists its product as uncharacterized. The coding region runs from base 1526 to 2632 and encodes 368 amino acids. The record is from RefSeq and is a predicted model, not a curated record. Lineage: Eukaryota; Metazoa; Arthropoda; Collembola; Entomobryomorpha; Isotomidae. The transcript is spliced from 3 exons.